GAUGAAAACUUUAGCAUUGGGCCAAGCCCAAUAGAACUAGACCAAACUGCCCCUCCAACACAAACUCGACUAUAACUGGUUCAGGUUCAGACACAAACAGAGUUUUAGUAGAAGUGCCCCACUUUCCCUCCUCAAUUGAAUCACACUCCUCAGUUAUGGCACUCCAGCUUAGAAGACUUGCGGCUGCAUUGGGAUACCCGCCACAACAAGUUCGAGCCUUGUCUCAAUUGGGCUUUGGAGCUUGUUACAGUUCCAUUGCUUCCUCUGACUCCUCUGAUUAUGGGGUUGGAACUAAACCCCAAGAUUUCCAAAGCUGGCCUAAUGGAGGUGGGUCUUUUCACAAGUCUGCCAGCAUUGACCCAACAGCUUUUGUGGAGUUUGGUGCUGUUGUGCAUUCGAAAUCCGUUGUGGGUGAACAUGUUUGUAUUGGUUCCGGAGCUGUUAUUGGACCUGGUGUUUCAGUUGGGCAAUCGACCAAAAUAGGCUACAAUGUUUCACUUAGUAAUUGCACUAUAGGAGAUUCGUGUAUAAUCCACAAUGGCGCAUGCAUCGGUCAAGAUGGAUUUGGGUUUAUGGUGGAUGAGCAUGGGAAUAUGUUAAAGAAGCCUCAGAAAUGGAAGGAUCUUAUUGUAUUUCUUCCUUGUUCUUCUCUCCAUCCAAAGAUGCUGAAUGCUAGGAUAGGGAACUGUGUGGAGAUUGGUGCAAAUACAUGCAUUGACAGGGGUAGUUGGAGAGAUACAGUUGUAGGAGAUCAUUCGAAGAUUGAUAAUUUAGUUCAGAUUGGUCAUAAUGUAGUUAUUGGGGAGAAUUGCAUGCUUUGUGGUCAAGUUGGGAUUGCAGGCUCAGUGACGGUAGGAGACUAUGUGACUAUGGGAGGAAGGGUAGCAGUUCGUGACCAUGUCUCCAUUGUAUCAAAGGUACGGCUUGCUGCUACUAGCUUUGUCACAAGGGACAUUAAAGAACCUGGAGAUUACGGUGGCUUCCCAGCUGUUCCAAUCCGCGAGUGGCGAAGACAAGUUGCAAUUCACAGUCGGACAUCAACAAAGCGGAACCCUUAGUAUCACCUUAUGCUACUAAGGCUCGUAUUGUGACAUGUAGGAAUUCUGACAGUCACUACUGCAAUUUGUUUGCUGCUCUACUAUGUGCCAUAGAAACUCCAUCAACUAUUUUGAUAUUGGUCGGUGAAUAAUUUUAAGCAGCUUUUUUAUUUUUUUUUAUCAUUAUAUCAAUAUAAAAGAAGCUCAGGAGCGAUACUUCUACUACAGUAACAGAAGAAAGCUUGCCGUCUUUACCUAUUGGUAACAAACCUUGCAAGUCUAGCACAUGAUGUCUCUUGCUUCCCCAUGUGUUGUAUCGAAUCCUAGUUAGUAAAGUCACCUUCAAUUCUGCAGUUGCAUUCGAUAUUGAAUUACGAACAGCUCUCCACACUUUUGGAUUGGCAUCCAUAUAAUCAAUCACUGUACGCCGUCUGCUUCUGCCAGUUCCUUGAUGAAAAGGAGGUGUGCCUAGCUGUGUGGCGAGGGAAAUUAAAGAACCCGGAGAUUAGGGUGGCUUCCCAGCUUUAAGUAUCGUCUUAAAAAUGAAAGAAAUGAACAUGCUCUUUCUUAAUGGUGCAGGGUGAUUGCUGUACUUGUGCGCAUGUUACUGAAUUGAUAUGCAGAUAAUGUACUUUCUUCUCUUUUCAGGUUCCAAUCCGCGACUGACCAACACAAGUGCCAAACUACAGUUGAACAUCUAAAUAGCGGAACCCCUUAAUAUAUAUCACUAGAAAGGAACCAGGUUCCACCCUUAUGCUAUUAAACCCAUCUAUUGUCAUUAUGAUUUAUGAGCUUGUGAAGAACUUGACUAUAUAUGCUUAGCAAGGAGGUAACUAUCUAGGAAUUGUGAUAUAGUCUUAUAGUGCAGUAUGUUGGCUGCAACAUUAUGCACUGCAGAAACUCAUGAAGUAUUAGAUAUUGGUCAAUGUAUACUUAUAAAUGCUGUUCUUUUAUUAUUACUAUAUGAAUAUAAAGAGGCGCGGAAUUGAUACU
Messenger RNA from Rosa rugosa (rugosa rose), 2030 nucleotides. RefSeq names its product probable UDP-3-O-acylglucosamine N-acyltransferase 2, mitochondrial. The transcript has 12 exons. The coding region runs from base 156 to 1058 and encodes 300 amino acids. Lineage: Eukaryota; Viridiplantae; Streptophyta; Magnoliopsida; Rosales; Rosaceae. Gene Ontology annotation, biological process: lipid A biosynthetic process. The record is from RefSeq and is a predicted model, not a curated record.